UUUUAUUCCUUAAAGGAGUCCUUCCCAGGUUACGAUCCGCCACAAUACACCGCACGAAAAAUUCAAAAGGCGCCAGUAACCGAGGCAGACCCUGACAUUAUGGAGUAAGCAAGUUAUUUCUUUUUAAAAGCUAAUAUUUAUGGCUAGUUUCACGAUAGGUAGAUAGUUAUCAUGCCCUCUUCCAUAAAAACUUCAGCCCAACGUCAACAAAAUAUUAAAGCAGGGACAAUGGAAUGAGAUUUAGAGAAGUCGACGCAACAGCCAAUCAGUGCCACAGCUGAUUUCGAAGGAACAACUUACAGUGUGAAUAAUGAAAAUAGAAACUCUUAAACCAUAAGUGACGUUCGACAUGCACAAAUAUUAACGAUGGCGAUGCUGCGAACAAUCAACGUUCCCGGGGUACUCUUUCUUCCUCGGGAGGACCCUGGGAACAUGUUGGCCGACAUCGUCUCCUGAUGAAAAUCAGUUGUAAGCGGUUGAAAUAUCGCUAUAAAGAUCAAGUGACCACUGGGAGAUAAAGCCUACAAUAAGCUAUCUGAACGACACUCACUCAUGAGUAACAGUUGUGAGUUAUUUCCUAUUUUUCGCUCAAGAGUUCUUGCAAGCUAAUGUUUUAUUCUAGUAGAAAUUAUAACAGACGGUGAUGACUUAAAUGUUUGCUUAUAUAUUUUACAUUAAUCUUAAUAAACUCUUCUAUUCCAUGUAAAUAUGUCGUCAUAUUUUUUAGAAAAAUCACGAAUUUCCCAACGUUGAGGAAUGCCUUGCGUUCGAAAGGAUUUCCCAAACGGUGCAGUUUAUUUUUCUAACACCUACAUCUUGAAUAUAGUUUAGAAGAUUUCAGAUAUCGACAGCAACUAGAUACGCGCUGGUUGGAAAUUUGAUUAGAGAAAUGACAAGUUCAGAUCGGAAGUAGUUUGCUUAGUUUUUGCAAAUUUCUUUCGACCACUGUUUAUCCUGUGUCAGUAUGGUAUUAACCAAUAGUUCGUCUCUACUUUCAGCCCUACUAACAAGAGUUUGGUCAUCAAAUUUAACUCCGACGAAGAUAUGAUAAACAGACGAAGCCAUUGUGGGGAGAUUGAAGUGGUCGAUCGGUUGCCUAGGUAAUAGUGUGCCAUUUUUUUUGCAUCGCUAAAAGUGGACGGAGACUGCCAAUAGAACAAACACCACUAAAUCGAAAUCAACUGUUAUCAGCACUGUACAAACGACUAAUCAGGCACUUAGCAAGGAGUACGGAGGGUCUAAUACGGUGAACGGAAGUAAUUUUUCUCCAGCCACCCGUCAAUGCCUCAAGUAGGGAGUUUAAGACACCUCGACGGCUAUGGCGGUAAGAACGUCGCUUACUAGUGAAUUCACGUUCUAUCCCGCCCCAAUAAUUCCAAUUCGCUUACUUUGACAAAUGUUGGCGAACUCUCCUGAAGUUGAAGACUUGCAGUGACCCCCGCGGCAAAGAAGUGUACCACUUAACAUAACUAAGAAAGUGCGAUGCAUGGGCAAAUUCAGGAUUUGCUUGUGUUUUACCAGCCCUUAUUUACACCACUUGAGGUUCUUUCCCUUCAACCGUAUUUUGUGUCUUUCGCUGUAUUUUUCACUUGGGUGUCGUACCUGACACUGAAUUUGGGGCUCAUGAUAAAACACAAGCGUUCUUAAAUUUCCAAGGUUGACCAAACAAGAAUAAGGGCCUGUGCAAUAAUUACCUGGAGGCGGGGUUGGAAAAUUAGAGGGGGGAGGGGGGUCAUGGGAGAAAAUGACAACAAGAGAGAGGGGGUGGAUGUAAAAUUUAAUACAUACGGGGGGGAAUUACUUUUCAUUCCUUUUUGCAAACUGGAAAAGUAGUGGGAGAGUUAUCAGAGUUCAAAUAUAAAUACUAACAUUGGAAUGAAACUGACAAAUUUAUCAACUCUAAGGUGUUCUGAUCUAUGAACUGUUGUUUUCCUAUCUGUUAUGCAGUAUGAAAGGAAUGCCUCUGUUAUACAUGUUAAAACAGUGCUACUUUAUUUGCACUAGGAUUUAAUAAAACAGGAAACUUUAAUUAAAAGUUGCAAAAGUAGCACUAUGAUGUUAUUCACUGAAAAAGAAAGAUGCCAAUGUUAGCACACAUGGCAUCAUAAUUUAGCAGAAUGAAAAACCCAGCUGUUGAAAUUUUAAUAGAGAUACAAAUUUAAAGUAUGGUAAAUAAGACACAGUAUGAUUAAAUUGAGCUUCAAAAAAAAGAAGCUCAAUCAGACAGGAAUUCCUGAGUUCUCACCCACGCACGCGGGAACCUUAGUGCCAAAGAUGCUGUAGAAGAUGAGGAAUCUCCCAAUUCAUGCGAAGACGACACAAGCUCAGAGUCCAGUGAGUUAUUUGAAGUGAUGUUUGUACCGGAGGAAGAAAUCCAACAAGUAAACUAGGUAUAAGCGAAUCGAUGGGAGAAGACUUUUUUUAAGGGUGUGUGGGGGGGGGUGUUAGCCUUAAUAUUAUCAUUAUGUGAGGGGGGCUUGAAAUUAAUUUUUGCUUAAUGAGAGGGGGGUAUAUGACUUGGUUUUGGGGCAUAUUUCACCCAUUUUCCACCCCCCUCUCUAGGUAAUUAUUGCACAGUCCCUAAAAUGCGUAUGUCUUGCAAUUCUGUUUCAAAUAUACACUGGCGUUCCAAUCAUGUAAAACAACUAAGUACAACGAAGUUUAAUCAACAAAUCACGGAGAACUUUGCACGUGCAUGUUAUUGUUUUUUCUACAUUUUUUCGCCAUCAAUGCACGACCUCGACGUGAAAUUGUCUAAUUUCACGUUUUAUGGAGGACGUAAUCAAACUAUGCAGGGGCACCCAACGAGAAGAUAGUUCAAAACCACUUAAACAUAGCAUUGUUAAACGUAUUUUAGUAUUUAAACGGUAGAUAUAGGCAUAUUUUUAUCCCCUAAAAUUUUUUUACCUGUUCAGAUUUCCUAGCUGAAAGUCUAGUGAUCCGAAAAUUAUUGGGAUCAAAACUUACCUUUUCGAAAACUGAUUUCAGCCCGAAAAAAGGCUCCCGAAAAUUCUAGGUGACCUUUUUAGGGUAAAAAUCCGUUAAAAAUAGGCAAUUAUACCAUUUUUUAAAUGUUCGAAAAUCCUAGGAGAGGCAGGCAAGCAAAAAAUUUUACAACAAAUGUUUCGAAAAUUCUAGAUCUCAAAUCGUCUUCCGAACAGAUAUUCUUCCGAAAAUUGUCGUUGGGUGCCCUGACUAUGAUGAACUUUUUCCCCUUCUGAACUUGGAUUUGGGUUUCGCCUACAUUUUACAAAGUAAGCGACUUGCAAUAAUCGGGUAAAAGUUUGAAAGAAUGCAAAUUCACUUUUAAUCAAAAAGCAACGUUUUGACCGCUGUCGCUUUAUCUUAUCUCGAGGCAUUGACGUGUGGUGGGAAAGUAUUACUUCCGGACACCGUAUUAGACUCAUCUGUAGACCCAUCUUUACUCCUUACUUUAAGUCCCCAUUGACGGACUCAGCGAAACGAGCAACGAUGGAAUUACUGAACAACUGACAAUUUCACUAACAAUAUACGAACGUUAAACUGUAUCGAAACGCGAUAACCUCACUACUUAACUGACAGACGACCAAUAACAUCAGGCCUUAAUUGACCAAUCAGGUCAAAAACUAGAGUUUAAUACCAUCAACUGACGAGAUACAACUCACUUUGUCUCUGAAGACGACUACCGCACAGGUUAUCGAAACGUAGGUAAUUGUAAUCAACAGUGCUAUUCAGGACUACAAUGACCAGGACGAUCAUAUUCGACCAACGGAUUACUUAUUUUUAUUAUCGUUUAUCUAGGGAAUUGUAUAAUCUAACUAACAUGAGUUGUUGGACGAAUUGUAGCGACAAGCUGCAGCCAAAGCAUGAUCAUUUUGACUUCCUUCAAGAAACGCAUAAAGUCAAACCAGUUCUCGAUCCACCUGAGCUUUUUCUGCUUUUUCACACCAGGAUAUUGCCACCCCGCUUCACCUAUUAAAACGUAAUAUCUUGCAGCAUCUCACGCACAAUUAAAAAAGCAUUCCUGAGAUAUGCAGGGAGCGUUUAACAAUUCAAAUGGGAGGCAAUUGAAUAUAUUACAAUGUGGUAGGAUCGAUGACUCCAUUGGCUGCACAUUUACCUAGUUAGUUACUAGGCAUUAAAGCUGAGCAACACUUCGAAAAACAUUCGAGAGAUAGCUUUGGUAAAAUCAUGAACAUAGACGGGUUGUAAAAUGUUUUUCUCCCUUAUAUCUUAAUGCUAUACAUACAUACUGUACAUACAUCAUCUAAGCAACUUGAAGGGUACUAACAGUAAGAUGUAUCUUGGUUCCAGAAACCCUGUUGGCAGAACUGGUAUCACAGGACGUGGUUUGUUUGGUCGAUGGGGACCCAAUCAUGCAGCUUAUCUUAUCAUCACAAGGUCGUGUCUCUGAUAAUUUACAGGAGAACUUAAUUAAGUAAAGUAAAGUCAAAAGUCAAAACUUUAUUUACCCUGCAGAAUGAGUCAGUAAUACAGUAAAGUACUGCUGGUAUAAAUUCAUGUGCAGCCAAAAUUUUUACAUCUAAAUAUAUAUAAAACAUGAUAAAAUCUGAAGUAAAGAAAAUACGCAUUUAAAAUAAAAACGUAAGAUCCGUAGCAAUUACAUGAUACAGUACAUGAUGAUGAUAAAAAUGGAUAUGCAGUCAAGUCAACUACUAAGGCUUUCCGCCCAACACUAAUGGUCACUUUUAUCUGCUUUCAGCAGGAAAGUAUAAAUCUUGGACUUAAAUGUGUUAAUUAAAAGUUGUCUAUUGAUCUUAGCCAUUCAUUUCGGUAAAAGGUUCCUGUCACUGGCAGCGGAAUAUUGAAAUGUUUUUUGACCCAAUGCGGAUUUCGCGCGAGGAAGAUUGAAAAGAUACUUGUCCCUUAAGGAUCUUGAAUGUAUAGUGUGCCUAGUAGGAAGAUACGAGAUAAAGUGCUCGAAACAGUUAACAAUUAUUCGCCAAAGGCAAAAGUAAUAUUGUUGGAUAAUCUCCGCGACUUCGUCUCGGGGAUUAUUUAACAAUGUUUACUGAGUUUGAAAAGAAUAAUUGUUUAGUACAUGCACACGAAGUGAUCUCAACAGCCAUUAAAAACAAGGAUUAGUUUGAUUGACAGGUGAAUUCAUGUGUGAACAUGUAGCCGUAAACAGUAGAUGCGUAAAAGUUAGAUCAUUACACAGUGGCGAAUCCAGAGGAGGGGCCCCGGGCGCCCGCCCCUCCCCUUAUUUUUAGACCAAACUGAGGCCCGAAGGGUAGAAAAAAUUUUUUUGGAGACCGGUCCUCCCUCCCCCUUAUCUAAGGGUCUGGAUGAAAUUUGAAGGUCUGGAUCCGGCACAGUUACAGGAUCUUCAAACAUGGCAAAUCCUUAUUUUGAUCUUUUUUUUUAUGCUUUAACAUCAAUGGAUUAAAAGAAAACGUCUAAAGUUUAAAUUACUACCCCUACUGAGAAGAAACGUAGAGCUUUAUCUGCUUCUGUCAAGUCACUGUGAAUAAGAAAGUUUUUUGUCGCUUCUUGCAAAUGCUCUACACAGCGGCGGGCGACCCUAAAUCGAUUUCUACACUCCAGAUUGCUCUGACUAGCAUAAGGGAUAAGCGCCUCGCGAAAUAUUCUCGCGAGAAAUUUGAGAAAGAUUCCAACUCAUUGACAUUUCAACAGUUUGACAGCCGAAAUCUAAUUAUCUCAAAGGUGCCAAAAAUGGGCGGAAGAGGGUCGUAAAAUAAAUGAUUACAGGCUCUCUAUCCCUUCCCUUUUCCUUCUUCCCGCCCCUUUCGCAUUUUCCCCACUAUCUGAGAGCCUGGAACAGGCUACGAUAUCUUUCAUACAUUCAUCCAGUUAUUCAGUUGUCCGUUAAUUCUUUUAUCCCUUUGCUCAUUUAUGUGUACACUUUUUCUUUCACAUUUUUUUACACUAUUGUCUAGAUGGAAGAUGGACGCAAAUAAAACGAUUGUGCAAAAGAAGGGCAAACAAGUUCUGGAAUUUGUGACCCUUAAAAGCCGGACUUUUGGGUAGGUCCUCUUUUGUUAAAUUGUGGGAAUUCAGCUACCUUUUUCGAGUGAUAAUUCUUUCCCUGACUUUCAGUCUUCACCGGAGCUCAAGGGUGCUAAAAAAGAACAUUUCUUUUCUUUCCAUUGCUCUUAUGUCGUGACAAAUAAAGUAAAAAAUUAAAGUAUUGCAUGGGAUAUAAUCUUUUAUUACAAUUUUAUUUAUUUAUUUUUUUGACAUAGAAGGAAGACUAAUGAAUUGGAUUUGGAGAUUCCUGGGGUAAGGUGCAUUUUUAUGAUAUCUGUGCCACAGGUGUGCUUUAGCAGACCAUAAUAACGCUGACGUAGCGAGCGAAGGUUACAAAGGUAGCGGGACGUAAGUUUCCAAACCAGCUCCCAUUCUUGCGGUGUGCAUGUAUAAACGAGCUAAGUCAGCAAAUUAAACUAAACUAGGCACCAAAACGAGAGAAACAUAAGAAUAACUUCUUAAAACACUAAAGAAAGAUUUGAAUGACAAAGCAGACAAAAGCAGUUUUUUAAAGUCCAUUGGUAUUAUUGUAGCUCAGAAUUAAUUUUUCGAAGGCAUGCUUGUUUGGUACAAAAUCGUGACCUUGUUAUUCACAAAUAAUUUCUUCGCCAACGUCAAGGUCCAUAGCGAGUAAGGGCGAGUGACUGGCAAUUCAAAACAAACUGGACUGAACACAGUCUUCUUUAAGACUUGUUACAAUCAUUACAGUCUAGUACUGUAAUAACUGAACACCUAAGCUGCUCCCAUAGUUAAGGGUUCACAGCUCAGUCAAUGAUAGAAAAACGCAAAGGUAGCAGUUAUUGUUAACAUUGCGUUCUCCAUAACUCAAGCGAGAAUCACUGUAUGAUUUUUUUGUGUUUUGUUCGAAUUUUUCCACACUUUUUAAUAACAUAUUUAUCGAAAAUAUGACGCUACCCUUUGCUUAAGAAACUGCCAUCUACAAGUCGUAUCUCUAUCCAGUCAAUUCCAAACCGCGAUCACCCCCCGGGCAUAUCCCGGGUAUUUGAGUAGAGUUUAGUUCCGUACAUGACCCAAAAUGAUGCCCGACCGGUCGGGCAUUUGAAUUUCGUAUCACAAUGUUGCUCAGCAGUCGCAAGCAAAAAGAUUUAGUUUUUUUUUUUUAAAUUCAGAAUGUGCAUGCACCACUUUCACGGAUCAUUGCUCCCGUUGAUCAAUUGUGAUUCCAUUUUGGUUUUUCUUCUUAUUGUUAUUAUAUACCGCCGUUUAUUUAAUAUACCUUUGUUCAGAGCCUGGAGUGAAGCUAUGGUUUUUUGUUACUUUUAAUAAUGUUUCAUAGUUAUUUUCUGAAUCAGAAAAAGCGAUAAAUGAUUAGUCACUGUAUUUAUUUAUAGAUAUAUGGUAAGUUUAUUCACUGUUGGAGAAUUUGAGGGCCUUUAAAAAGCCCGUUAAAAGUGGUCUUUCUGAAGCGAGCAAUUUUAUUGAAAACAACCUCUGUAAGACAGCUAUCAGAGACUUUACAUAGUUCGGUUGUGUUUAGUAGGAUGUUUACAUUUGAAUAAGCGGUUCGAUGCAUGGGAAAAUUUUUUAAUAGUCGCUUUAAUUCAUUGUGAUUGGAGUAAGGAAUUUGACUAUUUUUUAACCUUGAGCUGGUGGGGCAUUUGACCAUCUAAACUGCCAACAUACCGGGAAAUUUGACCAAACCUUUUCAACAGUAUUGCGCAAUAAAUUAAAAUCAGUUGUUUACUUUCUCAGGGUAUGAUUGAGGCCUACGAUUCAGUGUCGCGAACAUUGAUAAAAUCAUUAAGGGAAAGAACUAUACCAUGUCUUAAACCCACCAUCGCCGAAGGUACUUUGGAGACACGUGUGCGUAAAAUAAUCGAAACUUCUGAAGAGGUUAGUUUUAGAUAGUAUGGAAUUUCUUUCGUAGAGUCGCAGACGUUCCUCUGCCCGAAACGUCCCCAGCGGCGAAUAGCGAGGAGAAACGGCUUUUUCCGCAGCCUAGAAACACGGUGGAAUCUCAUUAAGUUGUAGUGGUAUACAUUAGCCCUGAUGAUGUCAUAGCCUUUUGUCUAUAUCUAAUGAAUAAAGCACGGUGGAAACUCAUUAAGGUAACAUAGCGGGCUAUUUUUAGUUGCUAUAAAUAGUUUCACAGGUUUUAGAUCGAUGAUGUUAUAGUUUUUUUUCAGUUGUGUGCGUCAUCCUAAUAUUUGGUCAUGAUGUCAACAAUGACUUGAAAUCACUAAGCCGUAAUGUAAUUAUAUGAGUUCUAUUUUCUGCCGCCUUUAUUGUCCAUUAAAGACAACGAAUUUUUGUAGUUCCGUUUUACUGAUUUUUGGAGCGCACAUUAUACAUAUUGAUGAGGGCGAACGCAAACUUGCUAUUUCCAUCACUAAACACAACUUUUUACCAAGCCCUUUCACUAUCCUACGCCCCCACAAUUCAAUUAUUUCGUUCCUCGUCCUUUUUAUUGUUUCCCCUUAUCCUCCUUUUCAUCUCUAUUUUUCUUCUUCUCCCUUCUCCUGCUUCACUAAAACAAUAUCGACCCUACAUCGAUCCCAUGUCACUCCUACAACACGAAUGAGGAGGAGGAGAAAAACAAUGCAGAUGAGGCGAAAUUAGGAUGUGGGUGAACAAUAGAAACAAGGAGGUGGAAAAAGAGGGAAACAAUAGAAAGGUGGUGGCGCUGGUGGUGCAGGGAGAAUAGUAGAAAUGUGGUGGCGAAGCAAAGGGGAAAAAUUAAUCAAGGAGACGUACGAAGGAGAGAGGGAUAGCUAUAGAGUUGUUUUCAGUACUAGAAAUAGCUAUUCGCCACGAAUCAGUGAGCCAAAACUGGAAUGGUUGGUUGUCUGUAACGGACAAUGAAAGCGGCAGGGAAUAGAACUUGCAUAAUUACGAUACAGUUAAGUGAUUUUAAGCAACUAACCAAACAACUAUGACAUCAUCGAUUUAAAAGCCUGUCAAACCGGUCUGAAGCAACUAAAAAUAACACGUGACGUUAUGGUAACGAGUUUUCACCCCAUUUUAUUCAAGAUAUAAAGACGAGAGCUGAGGCUAAAACUCCAUCGCUGUUUAUGUACUAUUAGUGAACUUACACCGAACUUAGACGGGAGGAAAGAAGACGGCGAGCCUUGUGUGACAAACGUGACAAUAAUUUUGUUUGAAAUAACUUUUCGCCAAACUUCACUUUCCUUAAAACACAGGGUCGGCAGGGGGUCUCGUGUAAAAAUACCAAAAUUAAGAACAACACGGUAUACUUUUUACCUAAAACUGGUCAUGAAGGAAUACUUUAUACCCAAUUAUAAGAAUAAAAAUAGUGUAUAACUGAAAUUAAAGACUCCAAUAUACUGUUUACCCAAAACCUCUGGCAGACCCUGAAAACAGAUAUUUUUUUAAAGACCACAAUACUUUAAUUUUAAGUGAAGAUCAAGACAAAACACGCAAGUAAUACCCCUGUCACGUUUGUCACACACAAGCGUUUUGCCGUCCUCUUCUUACCACCUUCCUGUUGCGUAAACUCAAUAGAGCAAUUUAGCAACAGAACGGGAACGUCAGUUGACGACUGCGCACGCAAAUCAAACAACUGGAUUGACCAAUGGCAGAACGGCAAAUUGGGCACCGGAAGUCGAGUUUAGUCCUCUCCGCUCGCUUUCCCGUCGUCAAAUGACGUUUACGUUCUGUUGCUAAAUCAGCCUGCUAUUAGGGAGUUUAAGAUACGAAGACUACGGACUACGAACUACGGCUGGACGAGCGUUGUCCUUUGUUCGUAGCACUGGGUUGAGUCGUGCAAAUAUAGAACGUUAAGAUUGCACUACAGACAGUAGACUACGAGAGAAGAGGCGGAGAGGGAAACAACACGCAAAGAUUUUCUUGUUUUCAUCAGUUUACAAAAAUGCAAGUCAGUUUUGCAUGUGAUCUUAUCUUUGGAACAAUGAACAAAUUCUUUCAUACUUGAAGGAAGCAAUUGCGUCGGGUGAAAUUGGUAAACAAAAUUUUGGUUACACAGUUUUUAUUUUUUUCGCCCAUGAAUUCUUAUGUCAAAUGUUAAGGAAACAGACAGAAAUAGUAAUAGCUCAUUUAUUAGAUUUAGAAGAUGGACUUCUCCCACUACUGAUCUGAUUUAGUUUGAAGUAUCGAAAUGCCGAGUUUCGAUUGUCUCGAAGAUGUUUACAUCAUUUUUAUUCAGCAAAUGCGAUACAAAAACUCGCAUAAUCAACAUUUGACGAACUGAACGAGAAGGAAUAAUCGCGAUAAAGUUUGAAGCAGCACGACUUCACUUUUUAAGUGGCGUUUUCGUAGCCGUUGGCGUCUUUGUUGCUUAAACUGCCAAUUUUUCCACACGUUAAUGAGUUUCCAUCGCAAAAAGGGAUUUAUUUUAUCCCUACUAUACUACUAGUACGUUUUCUAUUGUACAAAGCUACUUCAUUACAAAAGACCCUGAUCAUCAGCACUCUGCUGCGUCUGCACAAGCUACAUGGUUCCCUUCGCUUUUAUGACUGCCAAAGAAAUGCCUUGUCACUUUCUCAGCGACUGGGAAUAAAACCCACACCAAUCGUGAUUUGCUUCUACUCGUUUCAUCGCGAUUGACCAAAGCGGCCAAAAGCAUUUUCCGCCGUUCAUGUAAGACGCUGCGUGUGUUAUAGUAGAGUGAUUAUAGCGGAGCACCAAGGGUAAGAAAUUUAGUUAACUAUGCAUCCAACAAAGUUUGGUUCUGAGAAAAUCGUCCGUACGUACAACCACGCCUUCAUGUAAGCCGCGGUGAAAUUUGGCAUUUCAAGCACCCUCGCGUUUCGACGGUAAAUUGCAUAGCCACCCGGACUUUUAGAUAUAAACAACAACAACAAAGCCGAUUCUUUCUUUGGACUGAAUUUUAACGUUUACAUUGACGUGGAAAACAGAGAAAGAGCUAGAGAGAGAGAUAAAAAACAAAAGAGAUCAAUUUUGUUGGAGGAAAGACAUGAAAAUUUUAUAGCGGCGGUGAGAAAAUGAGAAAUGCUAGCGGCCACCAAGAUGAAAAUGUGCAGUAACGGAAAAAAGGUAAACAGGAACACACAUACUAGAUUUCCUCCAUAAAACGCGUAAUUAGUAAGUUUCUGGAAGUUUCUCGUUUAAUAUAGUCGUGCAAAACAACUUCAAGGAAAUGUACAUAAAAAGUGUGUUGCACGUGCAAAGUUGUUUUUUUUUUUCCUAAUUAGACCUACUGAUUUUGAGGAUGCCUAUACACCGAGCCAGGACUUCGAGCCAGGAGUCGACGCAGGACUCGGCAAUUUUUCGCUUUUCCACCAUUUUCACCUCCUACAAGUCACAUAACCAUUAAGAGGACGGUUAGGGCUAGAGGUUAGGGUUAGGUUAUAAUUAGGGUGAGGGUUAGGGUAAGGUUAGAGGGUUAGGGUUAGGUUAGGGUUAGGAGGUUACAAGUUAGGUUAGGAGUCAUUUUUGCUCCUUUUAUUUUACUUUUGUUUAUUUGUUUAUUAAUUAUUUUUACUUAGUUUUUUGCAGAAAGAUUAGAAAGGUCGUAACUGGAGUCCCUGCUCGAGUCCAGGCUCGACGUCCUGUUUCGAGUCCUGGCACUAGUCCUGUCUUUGAUGUUACUUUAUCUCCUGAAUUGUUUUGGCUUCUUUUGUUGCCUUUGCCGCUUAGUAUUAUACGACUUUAUAUUUUGUUUGAGUAAACUAUAGAUAUAAGCGAGAGCUUCGCUUUUAGCCCUGGUUAAAUCUGUACAUUAGCUCUGGUUCUGACUUAAAGAAUACUCGACCUAAAUUCGAACCAUAAAAUAAAAUAUCCGGAUUGUAGGUUUACAAAGGAUACUUGGAUGACCCCAGAAAUACAGACAAUGCCUGGAUGGAAACAGUGACUAUGAAUUUCCAUGAUGAAACCAGAGAGACACUCGGAGAUUUCGAGUUUGAGGUAUGAUAAACGUAACAAGUAGAUGUGACUUAAACCGUCAUAACUGAUUUGAAUUUUGAAAACGAGAAGUACUAAAGUCCCGUCCUGUGGAACAAAUUUUGUGAUAAAUAAGUACCGUAACCGCUAGGUGCGGUGCAUGUUUGAAAACAAUGCAUAACAAAGAAGUAGACAGUUCGUCCCAUAAACUUAGGCCUGGUUCAGACGCAGUACUUCUCAUGCGCAGAACCUAAUUGAAUAAGUUCGACUUUGGAAGCGACGCUGGCGCGACAUCUGAUUCAGACGGCGCACCGUGUGUCGAGCCUGUCACGAUCGACAAAAUUUCGACAGACUCUGUCGAACUUAACGCUUUUGCCGCACCAAACUAAAACUGCCGUGCCAAAUUGAUUCAGGCGCCGCUCUUUUGCCGUAUUUAAUUGAUCAGUUAGGUUCGACACAUGAGUAGAGCGGCGUCUGAACCAGGUCUUGUGACAACUUUGUAAAGAAAGACGCUGCUGCUUUAUUUUACUUUUCAAAAACUGCAUUUUCUUCCCAUUAGGAAAAAACGGGUGUCGACUACAGCGUCAACUGGCAAGAUGUCAGCAGUCAAAUCAACUUGCAAGCCAAUCAUUCGUUUAUCUUGCACAAGGUGGCUAUGAUAAAUGACGCAUACUUUUGA
Molecule: messenger RNA, 12511 nt
Organism: Porites lobata
Lineage: Eukaryota; Metazoa; Cnidaria; Anthozoa; Scleractinia; Poritidae
Source: the annotation of a GenBank genome assembly